AUGAGGGUUAUGUUAGUGAUUAAUCACAUCUCUGAGUGUUUUGACUGGAAACAACUCGAGCUUCAGUAUCAACAUGAGUACAACAACAUCAGUAAUAGCAUUGGCUUGACAGAAAACCCCAUGGUCAAUUUCUCUGGAGUUGUAGGAACACCCCUUCUUGCUCUUGGUACUGAUCUUUCUUACGACAUUGCAUCCGGUAACCUCACCAAAUGCAAUGCUGGAGUGAGGUUCGCAAAUGCUGACCUGAUUGCUGCUGUCACUUUGUCAGCUCCUUGUUUUCUUUUGUCGAUGUGUGUGUUUUUUUUCAAUGCUUCUUACUGCCACGUUGAGAGUCCCUUGACCUAUACAGAUGUUGGUGCCAAGCUUGCCCAUAGUUUCAGUACAAAUGAGAACACCUUGACCAUUGGUACCCAGAAAGCUUUGGACCAAUUGACUUCUGUCAAGGCUAGGAUCAACAACCAUGGUAAGGCAAGCGCUCUUAUCCAGCACGAGUGGAGGCCAAGGUCCCUCUUCACCGUCUUAAUUAACCAACUGACGAUGCCUGCUACGAUCGAGGAUUUGGAAGCUGCAAUUCAAGAUAAUAUUUCUCAAGCAAAUUCCAUUCUAUUUCUGAACCACAAUAUUCUGGAAGAAUAUGAAAGCCGCCAGCAAAAGAUAGAAGCCAUUGCUAAGAAGCUGGAAGCUGACGAGGAGGAGCUAAAGAGGUGUGUGGCUGAAAUAGACAUCUUGAAGAGGUUUUGGUACAUUAGAGACAAUUUAUGA
Papaver somniferum (opium poppy) is the source of this 762-nucleotide messenger RNA. Its product is annotated as mitochondrial outer membrane protein porin of 34 kDa-like. The record is from RefSeq and is a predicted model, not a curated record. Gene Ontology annotation, molecular function: voltage-gated monoatomic anion channel activity. Gene Ontology annotation, biological process: monoatomic anion transmembrane transport. The coding region runs from base 1 to 762 and encodes 253 amino acids. Gene Ontology annotation, cellular component: mitochondrial outer membrane. Lineage: Eukaryota; Viridiplantae; Streptophyta; Magnoliopsida; Ranunculales; Papaveraceae. The transcript has 5 exons.